Molecule: messenger RNA, 306 nt
Organism: Plasmodium adleri (nom. inval.)
Lineage: Eukaryota; Apicomplexa; Aconoidasida; Haemosporida; Plasmodiidae
Product: ribosome associated membrane protein RAMP4, putative
Exons: 3
Coding region: 1-306 (101 amino acids)
Biological process (GO): endoplasmic reticulum unfolded protein response
Cellular component (GO): endoplasmic reticulum
Source: RefSeq, a predicted model, not a curated record
AUGGAUAACAUACAAGAUUAUUUUAAAAAACUUAAGGAAAAAAGUUUUUAUAAGUCGAUUAAAAAAGCGCAAAAAAAAUACAAAAGUAAUAUAUUAAAUAAGAUGCCAAGUAACAGGAAGAUAACACAAAAGGUUGAAGCCUUUGAUAGUAACGUUACAAAGAGAGGCAAUGUCCCUCCUUCUUUGGUAAAAAAAGGAAGAAAGCAUCCAGUAGGACCUAUACUUCUUGUUGUCUUCAUUUUUGUUGUUAUAGGAUCAGUUAUCGUUCAAAUGUUGAGCAUUAUACAAAAGUCUAAAAUUUUCUGA